Messenger RNA from Hippocampus comes (tiger tail seahorse), 4188 nucleotides. It is a transcript of the gene fzd5, whose product is annotated as frizzled class receptor 5. The transcript has a single exon. Gene Ontology annotation, cellular component: plasma membrane. Gene Ontology annotation, biological process: non-canonical Wnt signaling pathway; canonical Wnt signaling pathway. The record is from RefSeq and is a predicted model, not a curated record. Bases 1147 to 2841 code for a protein of 564 amino acids. NCBI's taxonomy places the organism in Eukaryota, Metazoa, Chordata, Actinopteri, Syngnathiformes, Syngnathidae. Gene Ontology annotation, molecular function: Wnt receptor activity; Wnt-protein binding.
UAUUACAAUCAAGAAAACCUAAAUUUGGAUGAAACUGGCAGGUUCAAGUCCACUGAAUAAAGGCAAACAAAGCUCCGUAACAAUAAAACACUUGUAAACCAACAAGUGCUGCAUUCAGGUGCAGUAGUUAAAUGACAACUGUAACUCAUUGAAACAAGCAGCCGGUGCGUUCAGUUGCACUCGGUAAGGAAUAACUUUGUUUCAUGCAGUAAAAAAUAAAAUAAAAUAAACACUUUGAUGAAAUAAGAAAUACGGUGCUUUAAAUAAGCAGCUAAUGCGUUCAGGUACACUCAGUUAAAACGAUGAAGCCUUUUGUGGGGAACGCAUGCAAGCACAUUUUCGUUUUAGGCUCUUUAAAUCUAACAUCUUAACUGUUAGAUACUGACUACAAAACGUACAAUAUAAAUUUUCACUCAAGGGCAGGCAUACCAACGCUGCCUCAUUUAAUUUAAAGUACAUUGGUUAAUUUUUAUGAGUUAAAGUGACAUGUCCGCGGGUUGUGAAUGAGCGUCGUGACGUCGUUCUUGCGAAGUCCGAGGGGCCCUGAAGGCAGCGGGGCAGCUAGGCUUGUAGAAGGCGGUUAAUGCGUGUUGAGUUGGUUCAUUCCGUGCGAGGGUUCGCACCUGAGGGGUCGCGUGUGGUGCGAGGGAUGCGGUGGGACGUCGCAAGUCUCCGGACGAGGAGCCGGGGUAAAAUACCAACAAGUUUGUGUUGUUGAGUUGACUUGUUUUUGUUUGAAACGUGCAUGUGAACGUGGAUAACGUCACGCGAGACCUUUGCUUCCCCCCCCUACUAACUUGUUGGAUUUUAGUCGGCACUGUGUGACUGCUUCGUGCAUUUUGGAGGAGUUGUGAUUUUUUUUUUUUCCUCCACGUGGAUUAAUAAUCAAAGACUCUGCACAAGAAAAUGGACUUCAACGGCACAGGACUAUAAACCAUUGGUUCUGGUUUUAAAUGGACCUAAACAACACAAAAGUUUAAGAUGAUUUUUGGUUUGGUUUAAAUCGACCCUAAGACUGCAAGACUUUGCAACCAUUUUUUUUGCCUUGGUUUUAUUUGAAAUGGACCACAAGAAUUUUAGAUCAUUUUUGGUUUGGUUUUAAAUGGACGCCCAAACCACAAAAUUUUAAGACCACUUUUUAAUUAAAUGGAGUCAAUGAUGAGGUUACUGCUGGUCCUGCUCAUCCAGAGUGGGUCCCGGGUCUAUGCAGCUUCCAAGGAGAUCUCGUGCGAACCGAUCACAGUACCCAUGUGCCGAGGCAUUGGCUACAACCUGACCUACAUGCCCAACCAGUUCAACCACGACACCCAGGAGGAGGUGGGCCUUGAGGUGCACCAAUUCUGGCCCCUGGUCCGGAUCCGCUGCUCCCCGGACUUGCUGUUUUUCCUGUGCAGCAUGUACACGCCCAUCUGUCUACCAGAUUACCGCAAGCCUCUACCGCCGUGCCGUUCUGUUUGUGAACGUGCUAAGCGUGGGUGCUCGCCCCUCAUGAGCCAGUACGGCUUCGAGUGGCCCGAGCGGAUGAGCUGCGAGCGUCUUCCACGACUGGGCGGCGACACCCUCUGCAUGGACCAGAACGGAAGCGAGGCGACCACCGCGCCGCCGCCGCCGCCCUUCGCCAUACCAACGUCCAAGAACCGCCACAGAGCGAACGCCGCGGCCCAAAAUGAGCGCGAGUGCCGCUGCCGGGAGCCCUUGGUGCCCAUCAAAAGGGAGUCACAUCCCUUGUAUGGGCGGGUCCGCACGGGGCCGCUCCUCAACUGCGCGCAGCCGUGCCACCAGGCGUACUUCUCGGAGGACGAGCGAACCUUCACCACCUUGUGGGUGGGGCUGUGGGCGGCGCUCUGCUUCGCAUCCACCCUCACCACCGUGGCCACCUUCCUCCUGGACAUGCAGCGUUUCAAGUACCCCGAGCGACCGAUCAUCUUCCUGGCUACUUGUUACCUCUUCGUGUCGUUGGGGUAUAUCAUCCGGCUGGUGGCCGGGCACGAGCGAGUGGCGUGCGCUCCCCUCUCGGAUCAGUUCCACAUCCUCUACGAUACGGGCGGUCCUGCUCUGUGCACCCUGGUCUUCCUGCUGAUCUACUUCUUUGGCAUGGCCAGCUCCAUCUGGUGGGUCGUUUUGUCUUUCACGUGGUUCCUGGCAGCGGGCAUGAAGUGGGGAAGUGAGGCCAUCGCUGGGUACUGUCACUACUUCCAUUUGGCCGCCUGGCUGGUCCCCAGCGUCAAGACCGUUCUGGUUCUGGCCCUCAGCGCUGUGGACGGGGACCCGGUGGCCGGCAUCUGCUACGUGGGCAACCAAAGCCUGGAGAACCUUCGAGGCUUCGUCCUGGCUCCCUUAGUGGUCUACCUGUUCGCUGGCUCGUUCUUCCUCCUCGCCGGUUUCGUGUCGCUCUUCCGCAUCCGCGGUAUUAUCAAGCAAGGCGGCACCAAGACCGACAAACUGGAACGUCUCAUGAUCCGAAUCGGACUCUUCGGGGUGCUCUACACAGUGCCCGCUGCGGUCGUGGUGGCCUGCCUGGUUUACGAGCAGCACCGCCGCCCCGAUUGGGACCAGGUGCUGGCCUGUUCUUGCGCAGCCGAGCGCCAGCGGCUGGGUGGCGGACCCGAUUUUGCCGUCUUCAUGCUCAAGUACUUUAUGUGCUUGGUGGUGGGCAUCACAUCGGGGGUCUGGAUCUGGUCUGGGAAGACCUUGGAGACCUGGCGCAGGUUUCUGGUGCGGUGCUGCCCCUGGUGGCGCCACAAGGUGGCAGCCCCGUCCCCUGUGUAUGCAGAGGCCGCCGCCGCCGCUUUAACAGGACCCGUUCCCGGAAUGUACCAUAAAGCCCCAUCUCAUAUAUGACACUUUAGUCCUUAAACCUGGGGCCGGAAGAUCUAGAUCUUCAGGUCCAAGGAACCACACUUGAAGCAGUACUUCCUGACGCACUCACAGACUAAACUUUAUUUAUUGAUGUAAAUAUUGAAAGAAGGUCCAGGUCCUGCUUUUGGUCUUGGACUACGAAGGUGUACAAAAAUGUAAAGGGAACUGAACUUGAGCUUCGAAUCCAAGUUUCAGUUAUUGCUUCGGGCCUUCAGCGCCAUCUGCUGGUGGUAAGAAGGGCUGCUUAACAUGAUUGCCCAUACUCAGACCCAUAGGAAACAAACGUUAGUCAUGUGACUCGGAUGUUUAUUUCUACUUGGCAAAUGCCGACGUCUCCUCGACUGUCUGGCAAUUGCAGUCAGCUUUCAAAAAAAUUAUUAAUAAUUGUUCACUUUAAAUUCUGCAGUUGCUCAGUUUCAAUUAUGAUAAAUCUGAAUAGUCACUUGAGCCGGAGCCAUUUUUAAAAUUUUUAUUUUAUGAAGAAUUUCAAUUAAGAAUCAAAACAGUCAGUCACCUGAUAUUUUCAUAUUCAUUCAUAUGUGGACAAUGCUAAUGUUGACCCAUUUUCCUGAAAGUUCCAGAAUCAUAAUUUUCUAAUUGAUUCAUCAUUUGCCCCUUGGAUUUCUAGUGUUUCUAAUCUUAAACAAUCCAUCCAUCCACCCACCCAUUAACCCCAUAAUGUAAAUACAUAAUUGGACAAUGCCGAGGGUUCGUAAUCAGAGUUAAAAAAAAAAAACAUUCAUAAUUUGCUGCUUGAAAUUCCGCUUUUGCUCAUUUUAAAUCGCCAGACAUGCCAAUGAACGGUUUUCUUUUGUUCGUUUUUUUAACCGUUUUAUGUUGACUCAUCGUUCACCGAUGCUGAUGUUUAGUUGGAUGCCUGACGGUUCUGGAAUCAGGAUUUAAAAAAAAAAAAAAAAAAAAAAAAUCUAAAUCAUUUGCCACCUGACAUUAUGCGGUUGCCUGUUUAAAAUAGUUCGAUGUUUUAAUGGUCUCAAAACUAUUGGGGAAAUAAAGAUUUUUCAGUAUAUUCCGCAACAAUGACAAAAAGGUCAUUUCACCAUCGAAAAUCUUCACUGGAUCCUUUCUUUUAGAUUUCUCUUUGUUGUAUAUUCGUUUGUAUAAAAAUGUGCAGAUUUUGGGACUAAAGAAGCAGUUUGUUAACACUAUGGUGAGGUUUUCUUUUGGUCUGAGACACACAAAGGACUCAAGAUAGUGUUUUACAUGCUGAUGCUCCUCUGAGGUCCUUUUUAUAGAUGUAUCCCUGAAAUGAUAUUUUUCUGCUGGCAGUUGAAGUGAAUAGACCGAUUAAAAUGUGACGAUUUUCAACUA